AUGUUGGACUUAUUUACAAUUUUCAGCAAAGGUGGGAUCGUGUUGUGGUGCUUCCAAGGGACUGCACAAUCUCUCACUUCGUCUGUCAACGCACUGAUCAAAAGCGUGAUUUUACAAGAGAGGGGAGGCUUGGGCUCGUUCACACAUGAAUCACUCUCCAUGAAGUACAAGCUGGACAACGAGUUUGAAUUAGUUUUUGUGAUUGGCUAUCAGAAUUUCCUGCAGCUUUCAUACGUGGACAAGUUUUUGAAUGACAUUCAGAUGGAAUUUAGGAACAGGUACAAAGACGAACUGCACAAAAACUUGCUGUGCCUCAAUCUUGAUGGCUUCACAGACUUAUUCCAUCAAAAGUUGAAGGCCUGCGAAAAAAGUGCUCAAACAGAAAAGACGAGGUUUGUGGUGAUGAAGACGUUCGACGAAUCUGUGAAGUCUCAGAAAACUGUAGCCUCGAUGAUUGAGAAGAAAAAAGAUGAUAAGAAGACCGCUCCUAAAAAAGAACCUUUGAAGCCUUUAGCCACGCCUCCUGCCUCCCCACCAACCAAUCAGAUCAAUGGAGUCAGCAGUCCCAGUAAACUUAAGAAGUUCAGCAAGAUGAACGCUGAGAAGAAAUCUUCUUCGACGGAUUCGAAGGUCGCAGGCAAGAAGGUGAAGGAGGGAAGGACUUGGGGGAACGGUGGGAGCAUGAAGGACGCCAAGGACCUGGAUUUCAGUGACGUCACGCAGAACGGUGAUGAUGCUAACAAAGCCGUUGUGGAUGUGGAUGAAAGGUAUGAUUCAAUGGCUGGCCAGCUGAAGGAAUAUGACGACGGAAGGCAGAGUUCCUCAGAUGACGAUGACGUUGAUGGCGGUGGUGAGGAGGUGAAGACGACGAUGACGACGAAGAAGAAGAGCGCGUUCGGUUUGUUUGACGGGCUGAAGAACCUGGUCGGAUCGAAGGUACUGACCAAAAAAGACAUUGAACCUGCCAUGGAGAAGAUGAAGGACCAUCUCAUUGCGAAGAACGUGGCGGCCGAGAUUGCGGGCAACCUGUGCGAGUCGGUCAUCACGAAACUCGAAGGAAAAGUGCUCGGAACAUUUAAAACUGUAGCCUCGACGGUGAAGCAGGCCCUGGAAGAAUCAUGUGUCCAGUUGCUGACCCCUCGCAAGAGGAUCGACAUCCUGAGGGACGCCCUCGAUGCCCAGGCCAAGAGGAAGCCCUACGUCGUUGUGUUCUGCGGGGUCAAUGGCGUCGGCAAGUCCACCAACCUGGCCAAGAUUUGCUACUGGCUGAUUGAGAACAACUUGCGCGUGUUGAUAGCCGCAUGCGACACAUUUCGAGCGGGCGCCGUCGAACAGCUGAGGACCCACUGCCGCAAACUGAACGCCAUACACCACUCGAAGAAGGAGCAGAUCAUGGCACACCUCUACGAGAAGGGCUACGGCAAGGAUGCAGCAGGUGUCGCCAUGGAGGCCAUCAAUUACGCUCGUGACUUCCAUUUUGAUGUUGUAUUGGUGGACACAGCAGGCAGGAUGCAAGGUAACGAGCCACUGAUGAAGUCGCUUGCCAAGUUGAUAAAAUGGAACCAACCUGAUUUGGUGUUGUUUGUUGGGGAGGCCCUGGUGGGUAACGAUGCAGUUGAUCAGCUGGUCAAGUUCAACCAGGCACUUGCCGAUUUUUCUGAUGCUGACGAUCCUCACCUCAUCGAUGGGAUCGUCCUCACCAAGUUCGACACCAUCGACGACAAGGUUGGGGCGGCCAUCUCGAUGACUUACAUCACUGGUCAGCCGAUUGUCUUCGUCGGCACUGGACAGACCUACUGCGACUUGAAGAACCUCAACGCCCGAUCUGUCGUGCAUUCAUUGCUCAAGUCAUAA
Messenger RNA from Helobdella robusta, 1854 nucleotides. RefSeq lists its product as hypothetical. Gene Ontology annotation, biological process: SRP-dependent cotranslational protein targeting to membrane. The coding region runs from base 1 to 1854 and encodes 617 amino acids. Lineage: Eukaryota; Metazoa; Annelida; Clitellata; Rhynchobdellida; Glossiphoniidae. Gene Ontology annotation, cellular component: signal recognition particle receptor complex; endoplasmic reticulum membrane. The transcript is spliced from 13 exons. Gene Ontology annotation, molecular function: GTP binding; signal recognition particle binding; ATP hydrolysis activity. The record is from RefSeq and is a predicted model, not a curated record.